AUGGCAUCAACAACCCCCGCGCCCUCCGACGCGCCCACCACCACCCUCCCCGCUCCCACCGCCUCAGGCGAGCGCGAAGGCUACGCGAAGCUCACGCACCGGCUGUCCAUCUGGCUGCUGGUGGCGUGCCCGGCGAUCGCGCUGCUGCCGCCGCGCAAGCUGGACCUGUACACGAUGGGGCUGGGCGGCAUGACGCUGGUGGCGGCCGAGCACCUGGUGCGCGAGCGGACGGGCCGCACCAUCUUACAACGCGUGGGCAACGGCUUCGACGGCGCGGUGCAGCCCGCCGACCACAUGCCGACGGAGCGGGCGCGCGCGGUGCAGGAGGCGAUGCGGAAGCGGGCGAGGGAGGAGAGGGAGGCGUUGCUGCGGCAGCAAGGCGAGGGACAGGCGGAGAGGACGGAGGCAAAGGAGGAAGAGGGUGGGGUGCUGCAAAAAGUGUGGAUGGGCGGCGAGACGGAGGGGUGGCGCGAGAGGAGAUUGAAGGAGGAGCGCGAGGCGAUUGAGGAGGGCCGCGGGUACGGGGACCUCAUCAUGGACCAGAUCUGGGAGGUGUGGAAUUGGGGCAGGGGCGGCGGUGGCAAUGGCUCGGACGGCAGCAAGAAUUAG
This is a messenger RNA of Lasiodiplodia theobromae, 609 nucleotides long. RefSeq lists its product as uncharacterized. Bases 1 to 609 code for a protein of 202 amino acids. NCBI's taxonomy places the organism in Eukaryota, Fungi, Ascomycota, Dothideomycetes, Botryosphaeriales, Botryosphaeriaceae. The record is from RefSeq and is a predicted model, not a curated record. The transcript has a single exon.